Pungitius pungitius (ninespine stickleback) is the source of this 2646-nucleotide messenger RNA. RefSeq names its product solute carrier family 10 member 2 (gene slc10a2). The transcript is spliced from 8 exons. Gene Ontology annotation, molecular function: bile acid:sodium symporter activity. Gene Ontology annotation, cellular component: apical plasma membrane. NCBI's taxonomy places the organism in Eukaryota, Metazoa, Chordata, Actinopteri, Perciformes, Gasterosteidae. Bases 696 to 1823 code for a protein of 375 amino acids. The record is from RefSeq and is a predicted model, not a curated record. Gene Ontology annotation, biological process: bile acid and bile salt transport.
CAGCCCUAGUUUUUAAAGAUUGUUUUAUGUUUCAAUCAAAGUUCUGAAAUAUCCUUGCUUUCUAUUUGAUGGUAUUUGAAUUGCUUUGUUGUUGAAAUGUGCUCUAGAAGUAAUAUUGCCUUGCUUUGCCUGUACAAAUUCCAUUAUUCCUUUCAGUGUCCAGUGUUGAAAAGUGUGGAGUCUGCAUGUUCUCCCUGUGUCGUGGGUUCUGUCCAGGUACCCCGGCCUCCUCCCACACUCCACAGACCACAGGCAGGAUAGGUGAAUUGGUGACUCUAAAAUGGCCCCUAGGAGUAUUUUUGGGAGAGGGAAUGGUUGUCUCUUCAGACCUGCAAUGGACUGGCCAACCAGUCCAUGUGUACUUUGUCUACGCUCAAUGCCUGCUGGGAUUGACCCCCCCGACCCCAACCCCUUCUAAAGGGCAACCUUUACCCAUUCCACAAGGAGGCAGACACAGACUCUUCAGUUGGACUUUGGGAAGCUGAAUUUCCCUCCCCAUUGUAUCUGGCUGUAGCGGGGCAGGCAUAAAGAGCAGUGUGCUGCACGAAUCUUGUCACUGUCACCAUCAUCUUCCUGGAGAAGGAGAAACUUGAACAUAAUCUUUGGAAUCUAAGAAUUAACAGAUCUCAUUCGGUCUUCUCUUUUCCUUUGGGAACCACUUUCUUUUGUCUUUUGGUCCCAUUACGACGUUCACAAUGUCCAUAUUCAUGGCUUCUUCUGCAGUUCCUACUGGGUGCAACCAUCUUUCCACGUUGUGCUCAGGCACAAACUGCCUCGUUCCUCCCAGUAACUUCAAUGACAUGCUGAGCUUGGCGUUGAGCAUAGUGCUCACGGUAAUGCUCGCCAUGGUUAUGUUCUCCAUGGGCUGCACUGUCGAUGCUGAAAAGCUGUGGGGCCACAUCAGAAGACCGUGGGGCAUCGUCAUUGGCUUCCUUUGCCAGUUCGGCAUCAUGCCUUUCACAGCCUUCGCCUUGUCACUGGCUUUUGGUGUGCUGCCUGUGCAGGCCAUCGUCAUCAUCAUCAUGGGUUGCUGUCCUGGAGGCUCGGGCUCCAACAUUAUCUGCUACUGGCUAGAUGGAGACAUGGACCUGAGUGUCAGCAUGACUGCUUGUUCCUCUAUCCUGGCCUUGGGGAUGAUGCCUCUAUGCCUGCUCAUUUACACCUCCACCUGGACUUCUGCCAGCACCGUCCAGAUCCCAUAUGACAGCAUUGGUAUCACUUUGGUGGCCCUUCUAAUCCCGAUUGCUCUGGGAAUAUAUGUUAAACGCAGGUGGCCCCACUGGGCAAAAAAGAUCCUCAAGGUGGGAUCCAUAGCCGGCUUUGCUCUUAUUCUCAUCAUAGCUGUGGUUGGAGGAAUUCUCUACCAGUCCUCCUGGGACAUUGAUCCCUCCCUAUGGAUUAUUGGCACAAUCUACCCUUUCAUUGGUUUUGCCCUGGGAUUCCUCUUAGCCCGCUUCACGGGUCAACCCUGGAACAGAUGUCGAACCAUAGCAUUAGAGACAGGUUUCCAGAACUCCCAGCUGUGCAGCACCAUUGUCCAGCUGUCCUUCAGCCCUGCAGAGUUGGAGGUCAUGUUUUCGUUCCCCCUCAUCUACAGCAUCUUCCAGCUGGUGGUGGCAGUCCUAUCAGUUGGAACAUACCAGGGAUAUAAAAGAUUGUGUCACUCAGCUGAUAAAGAGACUGAGACUGCAUCCCUGGAAGCUGGUGAAGGAGAAUCAGUGACAAAGAAGGCGCACGCCGUGGAGAACAGCGCCUUUGAGUUUGAUGACAAUGGUCACAGCAACGUGAAGGGGAGGGAGGUCAGAGGGAUCACCCAGCUGUGAGAUUACGGAAAAUUUUGAUUUACAGUAUGAACAUCCAGCAUCCGGCCACCAUGACAGCCAUAGGUCAACAGGGACCUCACAGGGCCCCCUAUAGGCUGGCAGUGGGCACUACUGGUCGUGUUCAAAAAAACGUUUGGCAAGGAACCCCUGAAACUCCUCCCUAGUAUAUUCCUCCAACUAAAAUAACUAAUGUGUUAAAUGAUGUUGAGGGCUCACUUUCCCCUUAAUUUAUUCAGAUUUAAUUAUAACCAACUUUUACCGUGUGCGUUGUCAGAAAGCUCUUUCCGCCAAUGUACCUCGAUCAACGCAUUUACUGACGUCUGCUGUACAUUAUAUGUGUAGAAUUCAGAAAAAAUAUGUGAUGGAGUUCAUGUGGAUUACCACAUGUUUAUAAGAAGGUAUUUACUGUAAUGUGUGCUGAACGGUGGAGGAUGAAACUGAAUACUAAUAUACUGUGUUUAUGUGACAGUCAACAUUUAUCUGAUCAAACAAAGAGUCAAAUAAGGAAAGAUGUGUGUGUGUGUGUGUACAUUUGAGAUCCAACGUUUCACUGGGGUCAAACCAUCUAGUAGAGCACAAUGCCUUUAUGUUUUCAAAAUAAGUUUAAAAGUUCUUUAUUAUUCUGAUACUCUAUUCUCAUGUAGCAGGUUAGUAGAGUCUGCACACAGGCCCUGUGUUCUCUGCUCUUUCAGUUACUUAGUUCUUCUACGCCUCAUUUAUGGUAAACAGCUUUUAAUACAUAAACCUGUGGUUUAACAUAUAUAUUUAUGAAACAUAUCUUUUCUUUCCAAUUAUGUUGAAUAUGUUUUCAUCCAAAAACCUG